AUGAAAUCUGCUGGACCAUUAAACGACAGGGACGAGAUAAUCCGUUACCUCCGUGGGCUGAAGGAAGCAGAACACCGACUGUCAACCAUCCAGUCGACUUUAUGCCACCCACUUCGCUACCAUCACAAGGGCGAGAAUUACAAGCCUACGACCUGGAAUGUUGGCGGAGGUUCUAGCUGGCUCCACAAGUUGGUGUUUUGCUACAACAAAUCUGUUAUGAUAUACGUUCUGGACCGAAAGCAGGAGGCCAAGUGUGUGAGAAAUGGUAUCCUAAGGUACUUGGACAUCUGGCUCUACCGACAGUCAUUUGAGCCCUACCAGUCUCAAAUCGAAUUCGGAUGCCAUAUCGCAGCAACGUCGAACGUUUGGUGGAAGGAAGGUCGCUCAAAGCCAACAAUGGAGGAACCUGAACUGCUUCAAUCUCUACCUAGUGUAUACUUGGGAAAGGGACACGGCCCCCUCUCGACGAAAGAGGAGAUUCUCGCCGCUUUCAAUCAGUCGUGCAUCCUCCAACCUACUUUCCAGUCUCUAUUUAUUGUCAUGGAUGGACCAUGUGGUAGACCCGAAGGGCCGUUCAGACCCGGUGAUAUUGGCGACUUACCAGUCCAUCUGGUUAACACGGAUUGCCAUCACCCCGAACAUAAGGACGCUUACUGCCAAAUUAGGACGACCUUCAAUGUGGCUAUUAAAUUCGUUAGGGAACGAUCAACCAUGGACAGCAAAUUGCCCAACGCCUCCCUCCUGGACGGCUCAGUGGAUAUCGAGGAAGAAGCCCGAAAGAUAGGUUGGGAUGAAGCCAAGCAUGGGAAACUCCCCCUGGAUCGCCCUUCUUCGACAUGGGUGAACAGGAAUAAGUAUACGGAGUGGACGGGGCGUGGUGCAGUGAGACACGCUGGCGCCGUCUGCCUGGCUCUCCGCUUCUUGAAGUCGACAAGGCGCGAAGUUCCACUGGAGGAUCACUGGUGGUGGUGGGAACGCCCUUUGCCCACCCGAAGACCUGAGACUAGGAUCUCUCCACAAUCUCAUUUGUGA
This is a messenger RNA of Fusarium coffeatum, 1032 nucleotides long. RefSeq lists its product as uncharacterized. Bases 1 to 1032 code for a protein of 343 amino acids. NCBI's taxonomy places the organism in Eukaryota, Fungi, Ascomycota, Sordariomycetes, Hypocreales, Nectriaceae. The transcript is spliced from 2 exons. The record is from RefSeq and is a predicted model, not a curated record.